UUGCAGAACAGCUCUCCGUCGAAGCACAAUGUCAUGCUUGGUGGAAGAGCUGUACCGCAUCCGAAGUCUACCAACUUCGAAGAAUCGAAUGAGGACGAGUUCCAAACACCAUCGGCAAAGCGUGUGAAGCGCAGUCACCAACACGCGAACACCGCCCGGACUUCUCCGCGAACGAAGGCAGCGCGUAGAGAUGUUGUUUCCGAUUCCGACGCGGACAGCGACAGCGAACCUCUCGACGAGCCGGCUCCGGAUCGCAGGACGGACUUGGAGACUGCGUUGCCACCCAUACAGACCGACAAAGAGGCUAUCGAUGCAUACGAAGCCACUCGUGUAGCCGAACAGGCUGAGCUCGGACUCCAGGAUCGACUUGAUGGGAAGAAGUGGGUCAAAGGCCGGAGCUCUAUUUAUGUAGACGCAUUCAAUCUAGCGCUAGAAACGGUGCUUGAAGACGAAGGCCACCUUUUCGACGAAGCAGAACACGCCGUGUUUGAACACUGGCGCGAGCUGGAAUAUGAAUCGCAGUACCUGUACGUGCGACUUUUCCUUCGAAAGACCGCGAGCUGGCAUCGCACCCGUAGGCUGGGCUACCACAGUGAUGUAGCCGAUCUACAGCAGGCCAUUGUAGACUUGCAAACAGUGAGAAACCUUCCUGAAGCGUCUUCGCAAGACAAUGAGCAUCCAGGAGAGCUGGAGGCGCCAGAAGGCACGACCUUAGACUCAGCCUUUGCUUUCGCCGACCGGUCGGAGGAUUGUAUUCGCGAUCUCGAAGAAGCCUCAUCGCUACUGCUUCUAGACGAGCUAAAAGCGAUGGCGAAGGACGCCAAAGUCCAGGGCAAGAACAAGAAGGAGCUUCUUCGCGCUUUCCGACGGACGAGUGGCAAGCAGACAGGCCUUGCUUUCUCGCUCAAGCGAUCUGAGACUGAAGAGACCACGGCGUCUGCCACGACAGCCGGUGCGGAAGACGAGGAUCGUGAAAGCACACCAAUGCGGCAAGGCAAUCGGGAUGCGCAUUGGGUUGGCAAGAUCCUGGCAGAAACCGGACCAUGCAUCCGUCUGUCUCUGCCAACACUGAAGCUCUUCGAAAGGGUGCACUUGGUCUUCUACCGCUCCACCGAAUGGACCGAAAAGUCGUUGACCACCAUCAUACUGGCACGCAUUGCACGCUGGAACUUCCCGGAGUACAUCGUAUCACGCUCAGCCAAUGUAUUCGCCUCACGUUCGUUACUGCUGGAGUAUGAGGCUUCCCUGCGGACGCAGUUCCGGGUGGACAACAUACUAGAAUUCAACGGUACACCCACCAAGGAAGGCUUGGAGGUCAUCUUGCACGUCUUCGAGGAGGUCUACCCGCGCUGGAAGACGCUCCUGGCAGACGAACAACGGAAGGAGGACAGCAUUUACAGUACGGGCGAAGGCGCGUAUCUGCGCCGGUUAUCGCCCGCCUGGAUUUACACGAGAAUCGUGCACAAGGGUGCUUUCGUAUUCGGCAAGGUCAAGAAGCACGAGCGCGAGCACGCCAUCCUCUGCGAGCUGCUCCAGCAACGGCUUUUCCAUACAAGCCGUCGCGGUGACUGGUACCAGCGGAAAGCGCUUCUUGAGGAGCACUACAUGCACCUGCACUUGCCUUCACCAGCCGACUGUAAAGGCGUGGAAAGUAGAAAGAAGCAUUGGAAGCGUGUAGCAUUGCAGACUUGCGAGGAAGGCCUGCAAGACCAGCUCACCCAUCUCAUCUUCCACCAUGACCUGCAGAAGCGGACGAUCAAGCUCGAGAAGCAGCUGAAAGUACCAAAGCGUCAGCAACACGAUUUCCAACACGUCAUCCUCACCAAGCCAGCCGAGCGCGCCUUCGAAGGCAUACGGGUUGAGCGGUCGAACUCCAAUCAUGGCAGCCGCCGUAACAGCGAACAGGGCUCUACUGGCGCCAAAGCCAUCAUCACUGGUAAUCGCGGCGCAAAGACGAUCUGGAUCGACCCGACUCCGAACGUCACCUUAGAUCCGGACACCGGCGAGGAGACCUCCACUCGAAGCGAAUGUAGUGUAGAAGAGAUGUGCUUGUCCUGCUAUCGAGGGCUUAGCUAUAAAGGGUACCACAGCGAAGGUGGCAUCAUCCGCACGCUCUUCGCCUACCUCUUCUGCGACGUCUUGUUCGUCUACAUCCCGAACGUCUUCCAGACAGAGUUUCAGACGUGUCCGCUGGACCUACAUACGGAUGCCUUCUACCCGAGUCGCAUAAGCGAGGUCAAUGCUCGUUUGAACGGAAUAUCUAAUGGGGACGCGGCAUCACUGAUUGAGAACGUGUGGAACGAUCAUCACGAGCGAAAGACGUGUGUCGUAGGUCUGGACUGGUCGUUUGCGCUCGAGGACUUGCUCGAGAUAGCUGGGGCAUUCCCGCCCGCUGCACUUAGCACUGUUAUGAAGGUCAUGGCGCAGGAGUAUGGGCAGCGCGGUGGAGGCGUUCCUGACCUGUUUCUGUGGAAGCCUAAGGAUGACAUGACAGGCUUCAGGGGGGAAGUAAUGUUCGCUGAGGUCAAGUCGGAGAAUGACCGCUUGAGCGACACGCAGCGGAUGUGGAUCGAUGUAUUGAGUGGUGCAGGGAUUCGCGUUGAACUAUGCCAUGCCGUAGCGACGGAAGUGAGGGUGCAGUGACAUCCGUCACGGAUAUGGAAAGCUAGUUCGCUGGCGGUGAACCGACGUUAUGUGUGUAGAGACCAGACUGCACGCUGCUCCUGGUCAUGCUGGCGUAACCGGAGUGAUCAGCUCUGCAACGCGCGUGUCACGGUUUGAUGUCACUGUUGGGUAGCAGUGGCAACCCUAUCCCGCCGCCACCACGAUCACUCUGGUGGGAAGAAUAGCAGACGAUGGACGGCAAUCAACCUAGGUAGCGUUGCGAUUGACACCGUGUACGUAGCGUCUAUUCGGCACCUUCCGGAGAUGGCCCGAGUUGCAGCCUUACAGCAUCAAGUGCCUCGG
Baudoinia panamericana UAMH 10762 is the source of this 2967-nucleotide messenger RNA. RefSeq lists its product as uncharacterized. Gene Ontology annotation, cellular component: nucleus. Gene Ontology annotation, biological process: interstrand cross-link repair. NCBI's taxonomy places the organism in Eukaryota, Fungi, Ascomycota, Dothideomycetes, Mycosphaerellales, Teratosphaeriaceae. Bases 34 to 2643 code for a protein of 869 amino acids. The transcript has 2 exons. Gene Ontology annotation, molecular function: 5'-3' exonuclease activity; flap-structured DNA binding; 5'-flap endonuclease activity. The record is from RefSeq and is a predicted model, not a curated record.